Molecule: messenger RNA, 1431 nt
Organism: Lolium rigidum
Lineage: Eukaryota; Viridiplantae; Streptophyta; Magnoliopsida; Poales; Poaceae
Product: alpha/beta hydrolase domain-containing protein 17B-like
Exons: 6
Coding region: 1-1278 (425 amino acids)
Source: RefSeq, a predicted model, not a curated record
AUGGGUGGCGUGACGUCCUCGGUGGCCGCCAAGUUCGCAUUCUUCCCGCCCGACCCGCCGUCGUACGGCGUGGUGGACGAGGAGGAGCCGCCGCCGUCGGGUGCGGCUCCGGCGGCGACGGUCACGGUGGUGUCGCAGAGCGAUGCGGCCAAGAUUUCUUCUAGGGUGGCGAUGACGGGGGUCCCGUGGAGGGAAGGGGUGGAGGCGCGUCGGGUCCGGACGCGCCGGGGCUCGGAGAUCAUCGCCAUGUACGUGCGGUGCCCCAAGGCGAGCCUCACCGUGCUCUACUCCCACGGCAACGCCGCCGACCUCGGGAAGAUGUAUGAGCUCUUCAUCGAGUUCAGCGCUCGCCUCCACGUCAACGUCAUGGGGUACGAUUAUUCUGGUUAUGGACGGUCAUCAGGCAAGGCAAGUGAAGCUAAUACCUUUGCUGACAUUGAGGCAGCAUACAAAUGCCUUGUGGAGGUAUAUGGGACUAGGGGAGAAGACAUUGUUCUUUAUGGUCAGUCUGUUGGUAGUGGUCCCACUGUCGAUUUAGCUGCUCAUUUGCAUCAUAUAAGAGCAGUUGUUCUGCAUAGCCCCAUACUGUCUGGCCUGCGUGUCAUGUACUCUUCUGUGAAGAAAACAUACUGGUUUGACAUAUAUAAGAACAUUGAGAAAAUCCCCCGUGUCAAAUGCCCGGUUUUGGUAAUUCAUGGCACAAAUGAUGAUGUCGUCGAUUGUUCCCAUGGAAAGCGUCUAUGGGAGCUUAGCCAACAGAAGUAUGAACCUCUGUGGAUUGAGGGCGGUGAUCACUGUAACUUGGAGACCUUCCCAGUGUACAUAAGGCAUCUGAAGAAGUUUAUGUCGGCUAUAGAAAAGUUGCCUAUAGGAAAAGAAGCACCAGCUAACACUGAGAAGUUGCCAGCUGAAAACGAAACACCUUCCGAUAGAGCUCUUUCUGAGGCUCCUUGGACGACGUCGCAAAGGUUAGAGCCAUCGAGGAAGAGCUCCAGGCAUGAACAGCCUCCUGGUCCGAGCACUGAACAUGUAGAUAAACACCGGCGAAGCACAGGCGUCAGAGAAAAAUCAAGAUCCAGCACAGACAGGAGAGAGAGAUCAAGGAGAAGAAGUGUCGACACAUUUGAGAGGGCGACGAUAGAUGAAAACGAGCAGACAGACAAACCAAGGAAAAGCAUUGACAGGCUUGGCGAGAUGAUUAGAUCCAUGGGGCUGUGCAAUGUCGAUUGCUUCAAAGACCCUCCUCGAAAGACCGAGCCUUCCAUAGGUCAGUCCUAGAUGUAGUUGUAGUAACUUUUGUUUUUUCCUUCCUGCGUCGGAUAUCAGUUAACAGUGGUUUGUGUGCUCUUGGUGACGGGGAUCGUAAAAAAAUCAUGAACAGCAACAGAGAAAUAUAGUGCAGCUCUCUCAAUUUGAGCUUUAUUCUGUCUU